AUGCCGUACACAAUUCUUUAUAUUGGGGUACUGGACUGGGAACUAAAUAAAACGGACCCUCACGCGGAGGACAUUGAAAAGUACGUAAAAUCCCUUAACAGCGAGGCAAGAUUUGUGCAUUUCUAUCCUGUAACAGAGGGUUAUUUCGUAGAAAUCAAUGCUGACAAUAACUCCGAGGAAGGCCCUGAAUGUGUGAUUGUCGCUGAUGGCGAGCGAAUCCCUGCCGAAUCGAUUAAUUCCGUGUGGUAUCGCUGGGGAGUUGGAUGCCGUAAAAUAUCAGAGGAUGAAGACCUCCACAGUAAGGCUUUUUGUUGAUAAUUUGUAAGUAAAAACACCUUAAUCGACAUACGCUCUUUCCGUAUUAUAACGUAUUUGGUAAAACUUUGGGGCUUAUACGACAUAGUUUGGGACUCAUACGACAUAGUUUAGGCUGAAGUUCAGUUAAGAACACUGUAUUCGUAAUUCCAACGUAAAUGUUGUCGUAAAUGCCGCUCGCUACACAUGUACCUUUUUAAAUUUCUUCAAAGCACACGUGUACCAAAUGAAUACUCCACUCGGCCGUGCUUCAAAGCAAAGUGCAGCACAUUGAAUAAUUAACGAAGAUUGGGAUGAGGCUUUCGUUAGCCUGGGACAGGGCUCCGCCGUGGGGGAAAAAGGCAAAAAACGGGGUCAAAUAGGAAAACACCCUUUCCCCUCGCCAGACUACCUCUUGGCUCCUUUUGUUUUCGCCCACUCCGAUUUUUUUUCUCCUUUUUCCCCCGAUGCAGGGCCUGGGCCCAGGCUAGGCUUUCGUAUGAUCUAAUCCGUCGAGGCCGAUAACAGCCUCCUCGAUCUCCAUAAUUCUUCAGAUCAUGCGAAAACCGCAUCCAAUAGUUUAUUUGUUAUUCAUUUAAAAUAAUAUAUGCCUAGUUUAAACUACAAACAAAAACAGUCAUGCUUACCUCGAUCGACUUAAGUUGUCGUCUUCAUUUCCCUGUUUCUCGGCCAGUCAAGGAUUUUAAAGGGUGUUCAGUCCACCAGUUAUUCUUCAAAUAGCAGUUGUCUUCCGUCGAGUUUUAUAUUUUUCUGCUUUUGCUACAUUUUUAGGCAACAAUUCGGCUUUUCAUUUUCUUUUUCGCAAAACGUAUGAAAUUUCCGCCAUUUCUUCCAGCUCUACUAAAAAUCCACGCGUCAUCGUCCACAAGGCUCCUUGUUGUUCUUGUUUGCCAUCCCUUUUUCUCGCGUUAACCUUUCCUUUUUUAAUCGCAUACCGCUAACCUCUUUCAAAUUUGGUCAACGCUAGCUGGUUUCGAAGAAGAAGCUAAUUAAGAAAUUUGAGCCAAUCAGAAACGGGAAAAUAUUUUUAAAAAAUAUCAGUAGUAGAAAAUAAGAUGGUAUGAUAAACAGUACCAUUCCGAAAGGAAAAAAGUUUUUUACUCAACAGAAGGGAAUCAAAUCCCAUCUCAACGACAGUCCUAAUAGAAGUAAAAAAGCAACUUGGUGGACAGAUUUUGCAUUCACUUCUUCGUCCAUAUUUCAGCAUGUUCAAGGUAUCAAUCGGCCCCAGAAUAAGAACUUCUAUCCAGCUCAGGAAACGUUUCAAAAUUAGAUGUUUACAUUAAAACCGUAUAUCUACCAUCGAGAAUAUGUUAUUAACUGUUCUAUUUAUUUAUUCAUGUAUUGAGUUAUCAUCAUAAUCAUCUCGAAAGCCUAGAUUCAGGGAUAAUAGGUGGUGAUUUAUCCACAUGACCCAGAUAAAAAACGUCGUAAUUUUAUUCUAAUCCAACAGACGUUUGGUAACACAUAUUUAAAAUCUUAAAAUAAAAAAGGUACAAAAGUCCACCGAGAGAGAUUGCCAUUCAUUUUUGUAAUUUUAGCAUGCAUCGCCAAAGAUUUCGCGUGGAGAGAAUGGUGGUCAGUAGUCCGUUCCCUGGAGUUCUAUCUCUCUCAUGCGAGAUGGAUGAACCCACUAAGUUCUACGGGCAUUGUGGAUUGCAAGCCAUAUCAGUUGUUACUAGCGCAGGAAGUUGGGUUGACUGUGCCGAAAACCACCAUCACAAACAACCCGGAGGCCGUGUCAAAAAUGUUCGACAAGGCGGAUAACGGA
Messenger RNA from Porites evermanni, 2086 nucleotides. NCBI's taxonomy places the organism in Eukaryota, Metazoa, Cnidaria, Anthozoa, Scleractinia, Poritidae. The record is from the annotation of a GenBank genome assembly.